AUGCUGAUCAACCUUGCCUCCAAGAGUCGGCAUGAAGUUCACGAGCUCCGCCUCAAGCUCAACCAGGAGCUCGAUCAAGUUCGUGCCUUGGUCAAGAGACUUGAGGCUCGUGAGCUUCAGGUAGCCACGUCUGCUGUUCCGGCGUCAAUUGCAGGAUACAGCCAGUCUCAGCUUUCCGCCAACAAUGCUUAUCAUACUGUGGGCACGAAGAGACCUGCGACUAAUUCCGAGGCUGUAUCUGCUGCCUCCCUGCGCCGGCAGCUCAGUGUCUCAAUUGCUGCGACACAGGUGGAAAACAACAGUGUAAGCGAGGUUGUGGAGAAAGAGAAGAGAACGCCAAAGGCCAAUCAGUAUUACAGGAACUCUGACUUUCUUCUUGGGAAGGAUAAGUUCCCACCUGCUGAGUCGCAUAAGAAGUCAAAGUCCGGUGGUAAUAAGAAGCACAAUGUGCCUAAAGAAGACAAUAGUGUAUCAUCUACAGGCAAGAAGUAUGCGCAGGCUUUCAAGAAUUGUUCUGCACUGCUGUCAAAGUUGAUGAAGCACAAAUAUGGGUGGGUUUUCAAUACCCCGGUGGAUGUCAAAGGCCUUGGCCUGCAUGACUAUUAUACCAUCAUCAAACAUCCAAUGGACCUUGGGACUGUUAAGGCUCGAUUGGACAAAAGCUUGUAUAAGUCUCCAAGAGAGUUUGCCGAGGAUGUUAGACUUACCUUCCAGAAUGCGAUGACUUACAAUCCGAAGGGUCAAGAUGUUCACGUAAUGGCAGAGCAACUCUCCAGAGUAUUUGAGGAUCGCUGGCCUACUAUAGAAGCCGAGUAUGCAGUUGUACCUUAUCCAAUGCCUAGUAAGACAACACCACAGCCUCUUGAUAUGAGGGUCUUGGAGAGGUCUGGAUCCACAACACACCCUCUAGUGCCGGAGAUUAGUCCAAAACCUCUGAGUUAUAAACCCCAAGUGGUUCGUGCCCCUGCAAUGAAGAAACCGAAGGCAAAGGACCCAAACAAGAGGGAUAUGACAUAUGAGGAGAAGCAGAAGCUGAGCAAUAACUUGCAGAGCCUCCCUUCAGAGAAGCUGGACAGCAUUGUCCAAAUUAUCAAGAAGAGGACCACAUCUUUAAGCCAGCAUGAUGAUGAAAUUGAAGUGGACAUUGACAGUGUUGAUAAUGAAACUCUUUGGGAACUUGACAGAUUUGUAACCAAUUAUAAGAAGAGUUUGAGCAAGAACAAGAGAAAGGCAGAACUUGCUAUUUUAGCCAGGAUGGAGUCACUAAAAAACGUCCCAGACAGGGUAUGCUUAUUUCAUUAA
Messenger RNA from Spirodela intermedia, 1302 nucleotides. The record is from the annotation of a GenBank genome assembly. NCBI's taxonomy places the organism in Eukaryota, Viridiplantae, Streptophyta, Magnoliopsida, Alismatales, Araceae.